Molecule: messenger RNA, 2178 nt
Organism: Hemisphaericaspora subhashii
Lineage: Eukaryota; Fungi; Ascomycota; Pichiomycetes; Serinales; Debaryomycetaceae
Product: serine/threonine protein kinase
Exons: 1
Coding region: 1-2178 (725 amino acids)
Biological process (GO): protein phosphorylation
Molecular function (GO): ATP binding; protein serine/threonine kinase activity
Source: RefSeq, a predicted model, not a curated record
AUGUUGAAAUUCAAAAAUAAAUUCAAAUUUGGUUCAUCCAAUUCGUCAUCACCAUCAUCAUCGGAAAAGCAAGGGUCUCAUUCCCCUUCCCCAUCCCCUCAUAGAUCAGCUUCACCAGUUGUUGGAACUCCAGAGUCAAGAAAGACUUUGUCAGCAUCGGAAUUGUCUCAAGAUAUUCUGAAAUUAACCAUUACUGAGACUUCUGGAAAUAACACAUCCAAAGCCAAGACCGGAGGAGAAGCAACAACAGCAGGACAUAUUCACGACACUACUGGUGGUGCUCCAAGUUCUGUUCAACAACCUCCACAAUCUACCGUUUCGGAAUUAACCAACAACACUGACGAUUCCCCAUUGUCGUCUCAAAAUGUCUCAAUUCAAGGAGGGUAUACUUCCUCAUCUGCAUCUUCAGCUAUGACUGAUAAUCAAGAACAACAACCAACACCUACCACUAUGAAUUCAACUCCAGGAUUAUUGACAGUUAAGAUUUAUAAUUCAAAUAAUAUUCAAUUACCAAUUAAGAUUAAUAAUAGUAAACAAAUUUUACAUGCUUUAGCUAUAAAUUCAAAUAAUGAAACUGUUGGACAACAAUUAUUAAAGAAUUUAGCCAAUUUAGAAAAACCAGAUAAUAAUCAUCAUGAGUAUUUACCGGGAUCAAUUGCUACUAAUUUCUUACCUUCAAUAAUCACCAUUCCAAAUAAUGAAAAUUUAGUUAAAUCUUUGUUGUAUUUAACCAUUGAAUUUGAUAAUAAUGUAUUGGUAAUUGAACCUCAAAAGGGAACAGUUAAUCAAUCUACUUGGAAUCAAGUAGUUUCAUUCGAUGUUACCAAGAAAUCAUCAUCCCAAGAUAGUAAUACUGAAAUUGGAUCAAAUUUCUUAAAUUUGAAUUUAUUCAUUAGAUUACCAAAUAUGUUGAUUCCAGAUGGUGAAAAAUCUUCCAAGAAACAUUUAUUUACCAAUUCCCAAAAUAUUGGAUCAGGAUCAUCUGGAUCAUCUCCAGCAAAUAUUGGUGAUUUAUUAAUUGGUACAAUUAAAUUACCAUUAAAUUUGAAAUAUCAUACUAAACAAAUUAGAUUAAUGAAUCAUGAAUAUUUAAAAUUCUCAAAUUAUAAUACAAAUUUACAAGAUAUGAUUUCUAAUGAAAUGGGAGAAAUAAUGUUAACUAUUGAAUUUAAACCAAUAUCCAAAAAACAACAUCUUUCAAUUGAAGAUUUUGAUUUAUUAAAAGUUAUCGGUAAAGGAUCAUUUGGGAAAGUUAUGCAAGUAGUUAAGAAAGAUACAAAACAAAUAUAUGCUUUGAAAACAUUACGUAAACAACAUAUUGUUUCAAGAAUGGAAGUUACUCAUACAUUAGCUGAAAGAACAGUAUUAGCUCGGAUUAAUAAUCCAUUUAUUGUUCCAUUAAAAUUUUCAUUCCAAUCUCCAGAAAAGCUUUAUUUAGUAUUAUCAUUUAUUAAUGGAGGUGAAUUAUUUUGGCAUUUACAACGAGAAGGGAAGUUUUCCAUGGAUAGAUCAAGAUUCUAUAUUGCUGAAUUAUUAACUGCAUUAGAAUCUCUUCAUGACUUAAAUGUCAUUUAUCGAGAUUUAAAACCCGAGAAUAUUUUAUUAGAUUAUCAAGGUCAUAUUGCCCUUUGUGAUUUCGGAUUAUGUAAAUUAAACAUGACUAAUGAAGACAAGACAUCUACAUUCUGUGGAACUCCGGAAUAUUUAGCUCCGGAAUUAUUAUUGGGUCAAGGUUAUACAAGAAGUGUUGAUUGGUGGACAUUAGGUACUUUAUUAUAUGAAAUGUUAACUGGUUUACCCCCAUUCUAUGAUGAUGAUGUUCCGGUAAUGUAUCAAAAGAUUCUUAAGAAUGAAUUAAAAUUCCCAGCAUUUUUACAAGGAACUGAUGCUCAAGAUUUAUUAAUUAAAUUACUUCAAAAAGAUCCAAAAUAUAGAUUGAAUGAUGCCCAAGAAAUUAAAGCUCAUCCAUUCUUUAAAGAUAUUGAUUGGAAUAAAUUAUUAAAUAAAAGUUAUUUACCUCCAUUUAAACCAAAUGUUGAAAAUUUAUUAGAUACUUCAAAUUUUGAUCAAGAUUUUACUAAUGAAAAACCUCAAGAUUCAGUUGUGGAUGAUUUCUUAACUGAAAGUGUUCAAAAACAAUUUGGUGGUUGGACUUAUAAUGGUGACAACGUGUUAUAG